AUGUCCCUAUUCUCCAUCAUCAUCUCACUCUUCCUUUUGGUCUCAGCCACUGCUCUACAGGUCACGCCCAACUCGCCCUGUUCUCAGUUUUGCUUUGACAGCUCUAAUACCAAUUCAUCCGAAACCCGUGGUGACGAGAUCGUCUGCAAUGACGAUGACUUCAAGAGAAAGGCUGAGGGUCAAAAGUUCCAGAGAUGUCUAGCUUGCUUGCAGGACAGUUCUUUCAAGCAAGGUAACGAAAGUGACCAGGACUGGUUCUUGUACAACAUGCGUUACUCCUUCGAUUAUUGCAUCUUUGGUUAUCCCAAUGCAACCGACAUCUCAUCGGGCCCAUGCAUCACAUCUGAAGCCUGUGGCCCCAUUGGAAACGCUUUGAAGAAGGGCAUCACAGAGCCCGACGACAGAAAACAGUAUGACUACUGUGACACCGACGACAAAGCCAUGCUUGGUGACGCGGUUGCUAAGUGCCAGGCUUGUGUCAAGGCCGAUAGCACCCAUACCAUCAUAUCUAAUUUUCUUGUUGCUCUUGAUGCUGGAUGCCAGCAACGUCCCAAACCAGGAACCCCUAUUGGCCUCAACGACACUGUCUUCAGCGAGAGAACCAUCUCGAUCCUAGACCCUUCUGCUUCUGUUGUUCCAGGAGACAGCCAUGACCUCCCCAACACCUCGAUUGCUACCAUUGCUGUUGGUGCAUUCGCUUUCCUUCUUAUUUCUGCAGGUUGCAUCUUCAUGCAACGUCGUAAACACAACAAAAAUUCCGCCCGCAACCGACGCUCCUCUCUUUCGUUCCGCUGUCAGACCCGCCUUACACCAAUGACACCUGGCUUUCAUAACCUCCCACCAUACAUGGACGAAGAGCGAAAUCUGUCCAAAUCUUCGUUCUGGAGCCAUCGCAACGCAAUGAGAGGUUCUCUCGACAGCCAUAAACUUGGCAUUGUCACUACCACUAUUCCCCAUCCCCCUCCUACGAGAGCUAUUGUACACACCCCAAACCGCGAAGACUCAUCACCCACAGAGAGCAUAUCAAGCUCCUCCAACGCUCCUUUGCUAUCCAAUUCAGCUGGACCGCAGUGCAGUACGCCAGGUAUUGCGUCUCCGCUGUUCAGCCCUGGUUUCUCUAUCACAACACCACGCUCGGCCACCUUUCCGCGUGAAUGCCACGAUAGCAACAACCCCUGGGUGCAGCAGCAGAACAACUCAAGCAAAGGCUUUUUAAAAAAGAAGAAGUCUAGAGACUCGCAAGCUCCGAGCGAGACACGAAAUAUUAAAAUUGUGUUCGAUCCACCGCCCAAGAGGGCUAGAUGA
This is a messenger RNA of Fusarium sp. VM40, 1305 nucleotides long. NCBI's taxonomy places the organism in Eukaryota, Fungi, Ascomycota, Sordariomycetes, Hypocreales, Nectriaceae. The record is from the annotation of a GenBank genome assembly.